Malassezia sympodialis ATCC 42132 is the source of this 510-nucleotide messenger RNA. The record is from the annotation of a RefSeq genome assembly. NCBI's taxonomy places the organism in Eukaryota, Fungi, Basidiomycota, Malasseziomycetes, Malasseziales, Malasseziaceae.
ACGAUACGUGUAUAUUCGACUCGCCCUGUCCAGCCUGGUCGAUGGGAUCCUCAUGUCACACGGGUGAAGCGUUCUCUCCCGAAGUUACCGAAUAACAAGCCGUAUUAUAUUCUCGGAGGGGCUUCUCUGAUCGUGUUCUGGUAUAUCUUUUCCUCUUAUCUUAACAAUAAAGAGCGCGUGAGCUCCUCGGUCUUGCGGAUGGUCUCGCACCGCGUGCGCUCCUCGCCUGAGGUACACGCUCUCAUUGGCGAGCCGGUGUUCUUAAAGCGCAGCGCUUUUGGUGAUCCCUGGAUCGACGGCAUAGUGAACCCGCUCAAGGGCAAAGUGGAUAUGAGCUUCCAGGUCGAGGGUCCCGAGGGUGUCGCAAAUGUGUACUUUACGUCCGUGCGGAAGCACAAAACAGAUCCUUUUGAGCUGCUCCGGUUCCUGGUAGUACCCGUGGGUGAUUCAAGUCGAGCUGUCUCACUACUGGCGCCCGGGCUCGCAGAAACGCUCAUGAACGGUAGUUAA